Molecule: messenger RNA, 2526 nt
Organism: Chlamydomonas reinhardtii
Lineage: Eukaryota; Viridiplantae; Chlorophyta; Chlorophyceae; Chlamydomonadales; Chlamydomonadaceae
Exons: 2
Coding region: 315-644 (109 amino acids)
Source: RefSeq, a predicted model, not a curated record
CAUACAGUCCAUAUGGAAGCCUUGUGAGAGCUCAGUCGUGUCUAAGCUAAUUCCGCUCAACACCUAUACCUGCCCAGAGGUCACAUUGGCCGUUACACAUCAGUUGGGUGGCAGCAGAUCCGGGAGGCGGCGGGAGCGGCUGGAACCGUGGGAGCCACGGGAACCCCGGGAAAAGUGCGCAAGCCCUGAUCAGGUUGCUGGCGUGCCGCCACAGGAACUCGUGGUGCCGGGCUGUGAGCUCGUGGCAAAAUUGGGGAAGCUUGAAGGGCCGCAGGCCUGCAGCGGGUUGAAGUCGCGGUUCAUAUUGAAAGGGAAUGACGUUGGAUGCUGCUCGGGCUGGCCUGAUUGAACUCCACUACCUCAGCCCCGCUGGACCUGCAGCCCCCGCGCCCUGCAAUGAGGGCAUCAUCUGGUCCAAGCACAACUCGAGCAAACUGGAGGCAGCCCUGCAGAAGGCGCACAUCCCGGGCAUCACCGGUGUGACCAUCCUGAAGCCCGCCUUCUUCAAGCAGUACCCGGGUAUGGAGUUUGUGUACAGCGGCUCCAACCCUCGCAUCUACGUCGGCCGUGUCAUGCCCAACCCCGACCCCGCCACCCGUGAGCAGCACCUGGAGAUCUGCUACCUGGCGCCCAAAGAGCCCUAGACGGUGGGCUUCCCACCGGCCUUCCCACGGCCGUCCAAACAAUAUGGGAUGGGGCGGACCCCUUCACACAGGGUCCCCCCCAUGGUCUGUCUCGAUAUCAAACUUCGGCUUCAGUUCUCGACCAGCCUGAUCGUGGACGCACUGGCAAACACUGACACACUCCCAGCAUCCUCAAUUUGUUCUCAGGAGUUCGAGCGUGCGCUGGAGCAGUUCGAGCUACAGGUCGCAGAACUUGUAUUUAGCGCCCCAAGGCAGGCACCGGUGCCACACGCCUCGGCCAACGAGGCACAGACUGCCGCACCCGCGGCGGAGCGGCAGCCCCACGACCUCGCAGUGCUGCGGGUACAGGUGGAGGAGCAACGGGCUGCGCUCGAAGCCGUCAAACGCUCCCUCGCCCGCGUGGGGGAUGCGGCCGCUGUGGACGAGAGCAAGAUCCUGCUGAAGUCUGUCAGCGGCGAGCUGCUAGAGCGCAUCCGGGCGUCCGGGAACCUAGAGACGGUUGCUAGCACGAGUGGGACGUCGGUGAGCGGGCGCUAUGUCCGUGCGUGGCAAUCGGCAGGGCGGGAGGUGUGGAACGUCGUGGUGAUGGUGACGCCCCAGGAACGCAGCGCAUUGAUCAGGGCCGCACGCCUGGUCCGCAGCACAGGUGUGGUGGUGGCGCCUUACCUGACGUCCGUAGGGUGUGCACUGCGCAAGGAGCAACUCGGAGCUUUCGAAGGGUUUCGAGCAGCAGGGCUGAAGCCCCGAUGGAAGGGAGGGGCGGGCAUUCGGUGCCGAGGCACCUAAUCACCUAGGCUGGCGGGCUAGCAGUUGACGUAGUUGGCAUUGAGUAGUACAGUCGAACACGCCUAACUUCGUUGCGCAAAGUAAGUUUCCCGGCGUUAUAAGGGCCCACCGGCCCGGGCCACUGGUACUUACGGGGACAGGAUAGCACGCAUGCUCGUGCACACCACCUUGUAACCAACAACAACAACGAUAGGGAGACGCCAGUUAUGCAAGUAACUGGUGGGCGGGUCCGACCCCCGCACAGACCAGGGUGAGGGCUUGACACCAAGCUGCGAAAGAGCGGAAUUAGCUUAGACACGUCCGGCAGGGAAACGUCGUGUCAGUUGGUGGGGAACCUGUCAGGUGUGUGUACCUAAUAAAUGGACCUCUUGUCAGGUAGAGCGGAAUUCAGCGGAAUUAGCUUGUCGGUCUGUGCGGGGGUCGGACCUGCCCACCAGUUAUGACUGGCGUCUCCCUAUCGAGACAGACCAUGGGGGCAGACUUCAAAACAGACUUCCAAAAGGGUCGUGUCAACUGCCAACGUCGCGUCAUCGUGUCGUGCCAACAUCGUGUCGUGGACGCGUGACCCUGAUCCAAGCUAAUUGUGGUCGUGAUGUGUAGGGGGCGAUGUGACCAUUGGACAGGUCGAUUGAGCGGAAUUAGCUCAGUUGGGAGAGCGUUAGACUGAAGAUCUAAAGGUCGCUAGUUCGAUCCUGGCAUUUCGCACGCUGCAACAGCGUCCCGAUACCAGCCCUGAAAGGGGACUGAACUACCCGGGCAUCCGGGAAAUUUUUGUUUUCCCAUCGCGAGGGUGAGACUAUUGGACUAUUGCCGGCAUACAGAGGGACAUCGGGACACGCGUCGGGUGGGGGAGAACGUAGGGUGGCGCACAUCUCGUCACACUGACGAAUGAUUACAUGCUAACAAUGUGCCUAGUACACGCAUGGUCAAUACAGUAUACCGAGCUGCUGCGCCCGGUCUCGCGGUGGCCUGCGGUGGCAUGUAGUGGCAUGUUGACCCUCGCGCGCUCACGCCGCCUUGCACCCCGGAUGGUAAUAGCUAUACGUUUAGCAUACGCAUGUAUAGUUAAUUUUGCGCUUACAGUUCUCCGGUUAGG